Molecule: messenger RNA, 3363 nt
Organism: Impatiens glandulifera
Lineage: Eukaryota; Viridiplantae; Streptophyta; Magnoliopsida; Ericales; Balsaminaceae
Exons: 6
Coding region: 2314-3153 (279 amino acids)
Source: RefSeq, a predicted model, not a curated record
CACUGUUUUUAGGCAGAUAAAAUAUGUUGCCAAUCAUUGGAAUCACUUUGGGAAAUGCUUUCAGCUUAUUUUUUCUUCAUAUUUUUGUAAUUAUGGUCUAGGAUUGAAUUAUAUUUUUCAGUUCUUAAUGAAAAUGAUCAUAUGCAAUCUAAGAUUGCAACUUAUUGUACUGUAUUUUUGUAGCUAUAUCUUAUGAUAGUUUGUAGGAGAAGUAGGUUCCAGUUUUAUACAAGGAAACCUAAGUCAUCUGUAAUUUGGCAAAUGUUUUCCCUUGUUCCUCUAUACUGAAAUUUCAAAGCCUGAACAGGCUUACACCAGAAAAUGUACAAAGGGGGUGUAGUAGAAGAUAACCAAAUGGAUCAUCAUCGCCUCCGGCUUCAUGGAAUUUAUCUCCUUUGCGGUUUUUCUCAAUGUUUGACCUGCCGUGUGUGGAAGCCACUACUGUCAGAAAUCAUUUGUUCUGAAACACAAAGACAAGACUGGUGCAGAUUGUUCAUCACAGAAAUAUUGCAGACAAGCAGGUUGAACAGUAAGCUUCUUGAGGAAUGCCAGCACUUUUUCUAGCUCUGGCGACAAAGGGUUGCAGAAAAUAUAUCUGUUGAAAUCACACAUCCCAAAAUUUUCUCAAGAAAUCAUCAGCGAAGAUGCAAAUGAAAUUUUCGGGUGGGAAGUCUGGGUUAUCUUCUAUAAGCAUGAUAAAUGGAAAUGCUGGUAAAAUUUUCAUUGGAGAUAAUUCAAUGUUACAGCAACCAGAUAGAUGGUAUGAUGUGAAAAUAUGUGGUCCAUUUCCAUGAAUUAUGCUAGCAACUCCAGAUUUCUCUGUGAUCUAGUAUGACAUCCAUCCUUUCUACCUAGUGAGGUCAUGACGGUUGGAUGUUGUGCUAGCAUCCUCUGUAGUGGUCACAGAAAAAAAAAUCCAAUGGAGAUGGCAACUUCUAUCAAUCUUUUGUUAUUUAAUCAUCGGAUGGACUUCCAAAAAUAUGGCAUUUUCACUUGGAAUUUUGAUUGUUUAUAAUUUAUUAUUAAAAUGUAGUCAAGGUAGACUACCAAGGCUAGAAAAUACUAAUAAUUGUUUUUGUUGUAUAAAUAGGGUUGAUCUAAAUACUAGAAAAUACUAAUCAUUGAUUUUUGUCGUAGAAAUGGCACUUCACAUCACACCAAAGGUAGAUAGUCGACAAAUUAUAACCGUUUUCAUUGAAGCAACUUUUAAGAGCUUUUCGUCAGGUUCUAUCAAUUAAGAUUGCAUAUAAUUGUGGCAUAAAAUGGAAAAGGUGGUUAUUUGGCGGCAAGUUGAUAAAAGCUCCACUAACUUGGUGAAAUUCUCUUAUGUUGGAAAUUACAUAUUUGAUAGAAGAAUACAGCAUUUCAUGUUUAUUGGUUUGUGAAUAUAGAAUUUUCUUUUUAAGAAAACGUGCAUAGAUUUUAACUUGGUGAAAUUCUCUUAUGUUGGAAAUUACAUAAUUGAUAGAAGAGUACAGCAUUUCAUGUUUUAUUGGUUUGUGAAUAUAGAACAUUCUGUUUGAGAAAAUGUGUAUAGAUUUUAUAUUUGCCAAAAUGGUACACCUAGCAAUUUCAUUAACAAAGUCACACCCACAAUAAUAAAAUGAGAAAGAAUGAAUGAAGUUGAGUAUAGAUUAUGGAUUAUUAUUUGAACUUUGGAUAAACUAAUGAAAAGUAGAUAAAUGCUGAGAUGAUGAUCCAACAUUGCAUUUACAAACUUUAUACUACUAGUUUUGGUUACCCAAUUCCUUGUUGAAGUACUCACUUUUUGUAGCUCGUCACAUUUCUUUAGUUUUUCCCAUACUUAAUCCUAGUUAAAUCAGGCAGGCUCCAUUUUCAGAUGGAGAAGAAAGAGUUUGGAAGUCUUUGAUGAACAUAUAUUUGGUUCAACUUUAUGCUGUCUUAAUCCAAGCAACAGAACAAUUUUGUAGCAUUUGCCAACACAUACUGACGUGUCUUUCUGUUCAGACGCCUUUGCCCUCGCUUCAAGUUUGACACGCGUAAAUGUUUUAAAAUGCCAGUUAGCUAUAAAUCGGAGUCUUGCUCUUUAGGAUUAUCACAGUGGUUGGGUACGCAAUUAAAAGCAGCAUCGUCUCUCAAAUGGGCUCUUCAAGAACAUUUUGUUGAGACCCAUGGUUUCCUCAGUCCUCAAAGAUACAGAAAGAGAAGAAGAAAGCGGUGCUUGUUUCUGAAUUACCUUCAGAUUUGCCCAAUUCAUAGGAACCUUCCCCCUGAUUUUGUUGUAUCUGUAUAAUUUUCCAGGACCUCUACGCCGUGCUUAUAAAUGACCUGGGGCGUGAUUCGCUUGAGUCUAUGAGGAUCAUGGCCCUUUGGCUAUGGCUGGAGCAGUCUGGAUUCAAGAGUGUUGUGAAGAAAGCCCUGUCCUUACCCACAUUUCUUAUCAAUGAACUUGCAAAUGAAGCUGUCAUAUGCCUUAAACUCAUUGAAAACAAUGAAGCUGUCAUAUGGCUUUGCUCACCUGAAUCCAUAGACCUCUCACUGACCAAAAGCUUAGUUUACAAGGAAAUCUCAGCCAUGUAUUUUCACGAAAACCGGGUAUUGAUUGUCAAAGGAAUGACCAAGAUUAUUAAGGAUGUUUGUGUCAGGACAAUGAAGGACAUCAUGGAGGAAGCCAUGGAGAGAAACCUCAUCCACCAUAUGAGCUUGAUGGAUAUGAGCAGCCCCAUGCCCUCCACCACUAAUAUUAGUAGGAAUACAACAAGGUUCUUGUUCAAUCUUAAUGCAGGUGGGUCCCAGGGUCGAGAGGAAGUGCUGCACCCGGAUGAAAGGACAAUGUUUGUGACGUUCUCAAAGGGCUACCCGGUUACUGAAAUGGAGAUCAAAGGAUUCUUUACAUGGGUCUAUGGGGAUUGCAUUGAGUCUCUAUACAUGCAAGAAGUGCUUCCUGGAGAACAAUCUUUGUUUGCAAGAAUUGUGUUUUAUUUGCCUGUUGCUAUUGAUAUGAUCCUAAAUGGUGCAGACAAGGCUAAGUUCACCAUCAAUGGCAAGCAUACGUGGAUACGCAAGUUUGUGUCCAAACGUCAUAUGUACUAUUCUUCUUCAUCAUCAUCAUACUUCAUGGAUUCAACUUCAGUGCCAUCGAGUAUCAACAUGGCUCCUUAUAACAGACGCCUAUUCUCUCGGUUCAUGUAGGCUUGCGUUAUCAUUUUCACUUUUUUAUUUUCAAUUACUAGUCCCCAACCACAACCACAGACAUUUAAUGGUUUCAGCAUGAUGAUUAUUGUAUUAAUCUAGACAAAGACACCCUUUAUUUGUUAAUCAUUUAAUAUUGAUUGUAUCAAUAAGUUUAUUUCAACUUAUUCAACCGUUCUUAUUAUGAGAUUUGUUAAUUGAAAAGUUUUU